This is a messenger RNA of Pristis pectinata (smalltooth sawfish), 4204 nucleotides long. Its product is annotated as tetraspanin-18-like. The transcript is spliced from 9 exons. Lineage: Eukaryota; Metazoa; Chordata; Chondrichthyes; Rhinopristiformes; Pristidae. Gene Ontology annotation, cellular component: membrane. The record is from RefSeq and is a predicted model, not a curated record. The coding region runs from base 75 to 992 and encodes 305 amino acids.
UUCCUGGUUCUGAGACGGCGGAUGAGGCCACUGUGGGACCCGCAGGCUGCCACAAACGAUGCAGCAGGUGCCUGAUGGCGCGGAUGUUUUUGGAGCCAGUUAUGGCACAGACGAGUUCAAGCAACAGUGGAACAUACAGGCAAAUCGUGAAGUGCCAAAAGAAAUCCGAUUUACUACAAGGAUCUGAGUUUAACAAGGCUAGCAGUACAGACCAAACGCUGUUUAAAACCAGCAAAAGUACUGGAGUCCAAAUGGAAAAAUCUCGGACCUGUCUCAAGUACCUCAUGUUUCUGUCCAAUAGUUUAAUUUUUGCAGGAGGUAUUUGUCUGCUGGGAGUUGGCAUCUGGGUUACAACCAACCCCAAUGGCUUCAAGAAUAUUGUGGCUGCAAACCCAUUAAUAUAUACAGGGGCUUACAUCAUCUUGACAGUCGGAGUAAUUCUCUUCUUCCUAGGGUUCUUAGGUUGCUGGGGAGCCAUCCGAGAGAGCAAGCAACUGCUUAUGACUUUUUUGCUGCUUAUUUUGAUCAUUUUCAUCCUGGAACUGGUAGCUGCUGUCCUUGCAUUAGUCUUCCGAAAGCAGAUACGAAAGGAUUACUUUUUGAAAGAAUUGCAGAUGAAAUAUAAGGGUGACAAUUCUACUGAUGUCUUUUCAAAGACCUGGAAUGUAAUUAUGAUGGAUUUUUCUUGCUGUGGUGUAAAUGGACCUCGUGAUUUUGGACGGAAUUCCACUUUUUACCGGCUUUUCCCAAAUAGACUGCUACCUGAAGCAUGCUGUAAAAGGAAUCGCACAUUUCUGGUAGAGCAUGUCCUAGACAAGAACAAAUGCGUACAGGGAGAUGCUGGCUACAUAAACAACAAGGGAUGUUUCUCAAUGAUUGCAGAGAAUUUUCGGAACUACGUCCACUUAGUUGGUGCAUUCAGUAUAAUAGUGCUCUUAAUUGAGCUUUGUGCAAUGGCUUUUGCAAUAUUCAUAUACCGGACCUAUAACUAAUAUUGGUUAUCAUCAGGAGAAAGGGAUAGAGUUCCAGUCACUUUUAAACAAAGAACCAGGCAGCAGGAGAAACCCUACACCUUCUGAUCAAUAACUGAAUGGAUGUGCAGAGCCUGCAAUGAUCUACUAAAGCUAUAAUCAAAACAUGGCUGAAAUCAGCUUUGAGGAGCAAAGAAAACAGAAGAAAGAUAACACCUAACUACUUUUAUAUUUCUGUCCAUGCCUUUAUAAUUUUUCUUUGUCUGGUUGACAAUACGCUACGUAACUUUACAUCAGAAUUACGACCCUAUAUUAAGUGGUUCUGUGGUCAGGUGUCAAAGUAAAGUGAAACUAAUUGUUUAUUAGAUAAUAUUGUGAAAUUAAUUUUCAUAUUGCCUUUGUAAAAGUAUUUAUGUAAUGUUGGCUGUAGUUUUGACUCUAAACCUGAAAACACAUAGUGAAAAUUACUCUUUUAAUUUAUUAUCCCUGCUCCACUUUGUAGCUUCCACUUUGAGCCCUCUCAAUCCGCAGACAGAUUAGCAGCUCCCAAUUUUGUGCUUUUGUGAUACUUGUGAGAAGGACUAGAGUGAUACUAUGUUCAUUUAGAACUUGCGCCCUACAUCACAAUCUCUUCACCACAUCUAUUUGGGAAUUCAACUUGGUAGCCUCUCCAAGUAUACUUGCCUGUUGAGAUUGUAGGUUUCCCCUCUAAAAAUCCCAUCAAACAAUCCAUUCUCUGUCAGUCUGCUGGGCAGUAUAUUAACAUGACAGAAGUAAGUAGUGACUACCUUAGUUUAUGUUUCCUGCUGCUGCUGUAAGAAGUGUGUUGUUUUCCAGUGAGCUUUUCUCUGAGAGUUAAUGGAGAGAGAGAUUCUAUUAUUUAGUCAUGCACUGGUUAUAUUGCCUUGUUUUGGUUUAUAGACACACGCACGCGUGCGCGCGCACACACACACACACACACACACACACACACACACACACACACACACACACACACAGAAAUUAGCUUCAGUGCAGAGUAUGUAAAAGCAGCAACAGAAGGCAUCACAUUUUUACACAUUUCAAAAUUAAUUUAUUAUGCUAUGCCAUUGGGCCAUUGUUCUCAAUGCUGGACAGCCCUCUGUGUAUUGAAAACCUUUAAAACAUAUGUAAAAUGCUUCAAAGCUAGACAUAAUGAGGUAAUCAUUCCACUAGGCAAUGCCUUCAGGAAUGAAUCUGCAUCCGUUUUCUUAAAGUUAUUGUUUCCAAAACAAUCAUAAAUGUAGGUUUAAAUUCCCACCCUGGUAAUUUCUUAAGAUGUGCGACAGGAGCUGGGAUCUGAUACCAGAACUAUCAACUGGACUUCCUAAAAACUCUCAGAAUAUACUGGAUGAUUGCAUUGUGCAGCUCCUCAUGGUACCUUGCCUAAGACUGAGGCUGAACUACAGGGCCUGAAUCUGGCUUUCUGUUUUUACUCAAUAAAGAUAUCACAAAAUCUCUCUCUAGUUCUGUGGAACUAGUCCAGGUUUCAGUAAGUAGUUAAAUGUAGGAGCCAAAGGCAUGUAGAAUAGAGCCCCCGUUUUAUUGAGUAUGCCAAGGUGAAUACUGUUGACACCAGUAGCCUGGUUUGAUUUAUGAAUCUUAAUUCCUAUCUAUACAUCCAUUAGUAUUAACCCUGUGUAUCAGCUCUGACUUAGCGCCCCCUCAGUUGUUAAGACUUAGAGAGAGGAACACGGCCAUAUCUUGAGAGAUUCAGGUCACAGCUGCCCUGCAAAAUCCCAGAGUCACUCGAGGACUCUGACUUCAAAGCUCAUUCUUGAUUGGUAGAAUGAAAUAAGCAUUGUAGAAGAGACUGCCUCCCUCCUGAAAUUUGGCCCCAUUCACUUUAGUGGCAGAGACAUUGGAAGGGAAUACACCAAAGUUUCAGAUAUCAAAGAUGAAUUUCUACCCUACCGACCUUAAAGUAACUAAAAAAAGGGGCCUUGCUAUCAACACCAAACUUAUCUUCUAUUUCCAUUCCCUUUGAUCAUUUAACUAGGCUGAUAGCAGUUUUCUCUCUGGCUUCAACUGAAUUACAACUCCGUUUAUCUGAAAGUUGUAUACGUUGCAUCUGAUAAAAUAUUAUUUAGUUUUGGAAAUCAACAUUUAACCAUUUUGUUUUUUUAUCUUAUCCUUAUAUCUGAUCUGCAUAAUAACUACAUUUACAGAGUUCUCUACUAAAGAUCAACAUCAAAUUGUUACUUCAAAUGAAGUCAUGAGAAUAAGUUUUAAGGACAUAAGUUGGAACUAAUGAGAGAAUUUCACAUAAAGAAUAAUUAAUCUAUAUGGAGUGGAAAGUGACACAAAUGAAUAAUUUCUUGCUGAUAUUUCUUCCUCCUUAGGCAGUCCCUCAGGACUGAGGGUGACUUGCUUUCACUCUGGUUUUGUGGGUUCUGAGGUGCCUGAUGAGGCCAAUGUGGGAACCACAGACUCCUCCACAGAUGGGGUGGGAAGUGCCUGAUGGGGUGAGUGGGGGGUAGUUUGUGAGGUGGUGCACUUCUGCCAUUUAUGAGGGCUUCUAUAAACUCCUGAUGCAUGGAAUAAGACAGCAUUGAGUAAAUGAGUGAUGUGGUCUGGACAAUGAAGCCAACUGAGCAUUAUUAAUGCCUUAAUGUGAGAGAAAGGUCUUCUAGCAAUCUGUCUUGCUGCACAGCUUUGCUCCUUGAAGGUUCAUAACAAGAUCCCAGAAAAUGUGGAAUACUUCCCAUCCCUUGAGAGCCACCUUUCUCCAAAGGUAGACGUCAUUGAUGAAAUUCACCAUCAUUUUCACUGCAUCAGCACAGCUUUAGGUCAAGCAAGGAAAAAGGUGUUUGAAGAUCAAGAACUCAGACAUGGCACAAAACUAAUCCCUGUCCUAUAUGUGUCUGAGAUCUGGACUACUUACAGCAGGCAUCUCAAGGCACUGGAAAAAUACCACCAAUGCUGUCUCUGUGAAAUCCUCCAAACUCAGCAGAAGGAUAAGUGAACCAACAUUAGUGUCCUCUCCUGGGCCAACAUCCCCAGGACUGAUGACAUUUAGCAUAUCAUUGGCGUUCUUAGUGGGGUACCAGUUAAAUUUUACACAUUAUUUACAAAACUUAUGUUGUUAUCUAACAUUUGGCUAAGGCAGAAUCCAAGUCAGUCAACUCAAAUACAAAUAUUUCAAAUAAUUUGUUCAAAUCAAAUAUAUUUUUAUCAAUAACUUUUUAAAAAUGUUCCAUUAAUAUUUAAUCCAC